Molecule: messenger RNA, 1415 nt
Organism: Fundulus heteroclitus (mummichog)
Lineage: Eukaryota; Metazoa; Chordata; Actinopteri; Cyprinodontiformes; Fundulidae
Gene: c12h9orf85
Product: chromosome 12 C9orf85 homolog
Exons: 4
Coding region: 32-661 (209 amino acids)
Source: RefSeq, a predicted model, not a curated record
CUCGUUACUGCUUCCGGGUUAUGGUUCUCCUAUGCUGAUGGUGGCAUGCUUGUUGGAUUUUGCGAACCCCACAUAUCACGUUUUAGCAAAAAGAGAAAAUAAAAUGAGCUCUCAGAAGGGGAACGUAUCUCGAUCACGACCUCAGAAGCACCAGAACGCCAGUGCCUUCAAGAACGACAAGUACGGAGCGACUGUACAAGUGAAGAAGGCGAAGUCAAAGAUCCACGAUGGACUCUGUCAACACUGUAAGGGCGUCCUUGAGUGGAAAGUCAGGUACAACAAAUACAAGCCGCUAACACAGCCCAAAAAGUGCGUCAAGUGCUCUCAGAGGACAGUAAGAGAUGCGUAUCACAUCGUCUGUAAGCCCUGUUCGCUUCAGCUUGAGAUCUGCUGCAAGUGUGGAAAGAAAGAAGACAUCGUCAUCCCGGUGAACUCACACUUGGACAAGCUGGAGCAAGAGGAGGAAGAGACAAAGAAAGAACACAGGCGGGGGAAAAAAGACUUGGAGGGUUUGGACUCUGAUGACGAUUAUUCUGAUGGCGGUGAUGAUGAUGAUGAGGAGGAUGAACGAGAUGACUCUGACAGAGACUCAAAACCGAAAACUACACAAAACAAAUCCGGCAUUCUCCCCAACGUGUCUUUGCUAAAUGUUAAAGAUUAACAGGGUUUUUUUCCUUGCAAAUGUUCUGAGUUCUGGACAGAAUGAGGUUUUUGCCUGUCGCUAAUAAACUGAGUGAAGUAAAGAGAGAUGCUGGUUGUUGCAGGAAGACAUACCCUACUAUUGUGGAAAAAAUGCACUAUUCAGCAGUUUUAAGAUAACAUUAAGGUAUCUUGACAAAAGAUAAGUCAUGUUUUGCAUUUCUGGUCAGUGGACUGGUUAUUGCAUCCUAAUGGAAGAGACAAUUAUGAGUUGCUGAAAGGUGUCCACUCACCUAUUCAGUAAUUUUAUAUUAUGAAAUUUUAUGGAAGGUAACGUAAAUAGUCUCACUAUUUUCAGAAGAAUCAGAUGUUCAUUGUUUUUAGCUUUUUCAGUUUGUUUAAUAAGACUUGCUUUCUUUUCCCCUUAAAUUUUCAAAUAAUAAAUAAAGAUUUGUGGCCUCAUAAGACAAUUUUCACAAACUGUUUUUACGUUUUGCGCAACUUUCUGGUCGCAGGAAUUAAUUUCACCAGUUUUCUCUAAAAAAUCUUACUGACCAAAGUUAAAACACAUUUUCAAAAUUUCUUCCCCUAAUUUCUCAUAUAGUGCCUUGCAUAAGUAAACAUACCAAUGGAUUUGUUUAUCUUAUAGACAAACAGGAAUUGAUGCGUCAUUGGGAAGUUGAAAGAAAAUGAUACAGUUUCUAACGUGGUAAAAUUAAAAAAAAGACCCGAAAAGUGUGAUAUGCAUUGACUCCCAAAAUAAAAUCUAGUGCACC